GGGCUGUGUUACUGGGUGGGCUAGAAAUUUUCGAAUUAAUUCUAUUUCGCAUUGAUUAAUUGCUUUAUGAUAUAACUACGACUACUGCAACACAUUCAAAUUGGGUUGCGCUUGCGACGCAAGCAAUUUUUGGAGGACUACAAACAACUAAAAAGACUGAAACUCAACGAUUUCUAAUCACACUCGAAAGACUUUCUACCACAAAACCACGAAGUAACAUCACACAUUGCUGACAGCCACAGCGGAAAAACGCUCGCCACACAUACGACACAUAUCACUCAGAAGAAGAAAAAAAAGUGUGCCAAAGCCAGCCCGCCUUUAAGCCACACGGCCGCAAUCAGCAUAAAAACAAAUAAGAAUUUGUAUAAAUACAGAAGAGCAAAGCGGAUCAGAGCAACAAAUAAACCAAUUGGCUGGCCGCUUGGCGACUGUAGUGAAAAUUGAUGCACACAGGGGGCGCUGCAGAGGCACGGGCCGUGUUUUUCCGAGUUUCGCUUUGGACAACGACGACGACAACCAAUAAAACAGUUCCAGAAUGAACGGCAAGACGCCAUUAAAUAGUGGCGGAGCCAGCGUUGAUUUGUACAUAACGCACCUGGAUCAUGUGGGACCCUAUUUAAAACUAUACGGGCAGGCUAAUCGGGAUGCCGCCUUUCUGGUCAGCACGCGCAUCGAGACGCUGCUGCCCACUUGCUUUGCCAUAGACCCAAGCUGGUCAAAUGAGCGCCAACAGGCGCUCCUCACACCCGGAACCUUUUGUGUCUUCAAGCGGACAAAUGGCGCCGCGCCCGGGGAUGUGGAGUAUAUGCGGACGCGUGUGCUCAGCGCUGGGCUCGAUGACAAACACCUGAACAAUCGCAGCCAGAUGCGCGUCGAGAUUGAGUUUCUUGAUUAUGGCUACAAGCGAAAUGUGAGCAGUCGCGAUCUGCUCUUCUCGAAACAGCCGCAGCUGCUGCAGAAUAUUCCAGUGCUCUGCUCGCAGUACAUUGUGCUCGGCAUUUGCUCGGAAUGGGAUCAGUCCGAGCUGGAUACAGUGAAGCAGCUGAUGGUAAAUCAUGUGGUCAGCAUCAAGGUGGAUAGCACACAAAUCUGUGGCCAAAAAUUUGCCAGCGUGCGCUGGAAGGAUUUUGAGCUUAACGAAUUCCUGGUGCAACAGAAGCAAAUUGGCGCGCCCAUUGCCAAUGAAUUGAUCAUGGAUCACUGCAAGAAGUUGUGGAAGGCAGCACCACCCUCGCCCGUCAUUGAGUACAAUAACAACAAUAUCCAGAGCACGGGCGGCUCACCGAAGACGCCCACAGACGUAGCUCGCGAACAGAUUGCGGCACGCUACUCGCUAGCCGCUCGCCUGGACGUGCACCGCACACUGGCCACAACAUCACCCCGCCCUCUGAAAACCACCAACGACUAUACACAACCCAAGCAGCAGCAGCAGCAACUGGUGCAGGUGCAGCCGCCAGCUAAAAUUUCGCUACCCACACCAUUAGCUAAUUUAACAAAUGUUUUGCCGAACAUCGUCCAGGUAGCACCAACGCACCCUGUUAAUGCUCAGAAGGCCGCAUAUGCAGCGGUCAGUCAUCCAUACAAUCAACAUAGUGCCAAUAAUCAAACUUCCAAAUCAUCGUCGGGGCUGUUGCCCGCGCACAAUGUCUUCGCGCCCAAAACUAGUCCCAGGCCACUGAAUAUGUAUUAUAAUGUGCGCCUCAAUAAUCCCAUGCAGCCACAGCCGUUAUUGCAGCAGCCAGCUUUGAAUUUUGUGCCCAUACCACGUUAUGCACUGGGUCAACCACCGGCUGUGGCGGCGGCGGCUGCGCAAAAGCAGCAACAACAGCUACAGCCCAUCGUUCCGGCCUUUCGCACCACCAGCCUGACCGUGGGCUUGACCUACGAUGUAUAUGUGAGCUUUGUGGAAAAUGGCCCGCAUUUGUUUUGGGUGCAGCUGAAGAGCGCCAACGGGGAUCUGAAUGCAAUGAUGAGCCGAAUCGAACGCAUACGUCUGCAGACGCUCACCCAGUUUCCGGGCGUGGGCACUGCAUGCGUGGCGCGCUUUUCCGAGGAUGGCAAUUUCUAUCGUGCCUUAGUCAGCGCCGUUUACGGCCAGAGAUUCCGUGUUGUCUAUGUGGACUAUGGCAAUUCGGAGCUGGUAACGCUGGCAGAUCUCUAUCAGAUACCUGAGGAGCUGUUGCUGAUCAAACCGUUUGCCUUUCGUUUUGCACUAGCCGGCGCCAAAGAGCUGGGUGCACUCGAUGAGAGCAUGAAGCGUAUUUUCAAGAACUCUGCUUUGUAUAUAAAUUUUCAACUAACUGUGCAGGCGGCGGAGAGCGUGGGAUCCAUCCAAACCUGCCACCUGAUGCAUAAUAAUAACAGCAUGUUGGAGGUGCUCAAGAAGCUGAAGAAUUCGCGCCAGGCCUACGCUAAGGCGGAGCAGCUGCAGAACGAUGAUGCCGUCGAGAUACGUUACAUUGACUCGCCGAGCAAUUUCUACGUGCAAAAGGUCAACAACAUAGAGCAAUUCGAGCAGUUGAUGGACGAGAUGUUCGCCUAUUACAAUAUCAAUCAACUGGUGCCCGAACAGCUUGUGCUGGGCGCGCCCUGCGUGGUCAAAUGCGAUCGUGAAUGGUAUCGCGCGGAGCUGCUGCGCGUGGACGACACCACAAUUAUUGUGCGUCACGUGGACUUUGGCUAUGAGCAGCACGUGAAACGGCAUUUAAUAGGCAAUAUUGCCGAGAAGCAUCUGUUGAUGCCGCGUCAGGCCAUCAAGUGCUGUCUGAAGGGCUUCGAGAACAGCGAACUGAGUCAGGACAAGAUUACGGAUCAAUUCGAAAUGCUCGCCGAGGAAUCGAAUAUCAGACGUCGCACGUUUAGCGUGCGCGUCUUUCGCAUCGAACCCGACGGCCUCAACGUGGUCAAUCUGAUGGCCAAAAAUCUGAAUGUGAUGAAAAAGCUCUACAAGCUGUCCAUGCCCUUUGAGCAGUAUCUGUCGCUGGAGAAGGGACAGUUUAAUGCGAACGUUACACGCGCCGAGUCAAUAGCCUCCGAUGCGCUGCCGCAGCAGCUGGAGAAGGGUCAAGUGCUCAACUCGACGACCGUAGAGAGCGAGGAUCGCAUGCAGUUGCAGAAGCAGAAGAAAACAAACAAUGUCAAUGCUAAUGCUCAUGCUAAUACCAAUGCCAAUGAGUGGGACAAGCACAGCUCUGCCUCGACCAGCUCCAAGGAUACUCAAUCCCAGCAGAGCGGCGCUAAGCGGCAGCUGCAACAGGCACGCGUAGAACGCAAUGGCCCUGACGGCAAUUUGAUGCGACGCAGUCGUGAUAUUCGCCCCGACACGAGCUUCGAGAGCCGCAGCACCAGCAGCUACACAAGCGGCAUGAGCUCCCCGCGCAAGGGCAAUCGCCAGAAUGGACGCAAUCGCACGGAUUCGCCGCGUCUGCAAAAUGGCAAAAUGGAGACUAACAAAAAUUCACGCCUUAGCAACACUCAAUCGCCGCGUAAGGACGCGCAACAAAUGCAGCAGUCUCAGCGCAAUUCACCAAAUCAACGCUCGCUGAAUGCGCCGCAAGGUUUUGCACAGAAGCCGCAACGUCAGAAAUCCACACUCGAUGGCACAGCGUCCAGUUCGAAGCGUUCCAGCGGCGUGGAAAGCGAUGCCACCUCCAAUGCUGAAGCGGCGUCGCCAAAACCUCUGCCCGAGCCGGAGAAAUAUGUGCCGCUGGACAAAGCGUUUGCGCUGCACGACAUCAAAACACCCUCCAAGGAGGCAGCCAGUCUGUCCUGGUGGGUCUCGCCAUUCCAGUUCUACGUUGUGCCAAAGUCCAUAGCUGCCAAAUACGAGAGUGUGCUGAGAGAACUGCGCCAGUUCUAUCGCCAGAAGCCGCAUCAGCCGCUGCAGCUGAAGGUCGGCUCCAGUGUGGUGGUGCGCCAGCGCAAAGAUAAUGCCAUACUUCGCGGCACGGUGGUUGCCUGCAACCACAUGCUGCGCAAAUAUCGCAUCUUUUGCGUGGAUGCGGGUAAACUGCUGACUGUGACCUCUGAGGAUGUGUGGCAGCUGGAGCAGCGUUUUGCGGAGGUGCCCUGCCUGGCGCAACGCUGUAGCUUUGAUAGGGUGGUCACGAACUAUGAUCAUCUGUACAUAGUGGAUCGCAUGGAGAAAUUUGUGCCUGCCAAUGCCAAAGUUGAAUGCGAGUUCAGAUCCAAGCAGCCGCCAGCACAGCAGCAGCUACAGCAGCAUAACAACAACAACAGCUGGGGCACCUAUAUAGUCAAGAUGCUGGUGAAUGGCGCUUCGCUGCGGGACACCCUAAUCAAUGCACAGUUCCUUACAGAGGUGGCGGAGCCGGUGCGCGUUGGUCUUUUGGCUGGCCAGCAGGUGCGCGGCAAAUUCACUUCGAUUCGGGACAUGACGAACUUUAAGAUCCAGCUCGAGAGCUGCAGCGAUGUGAACUUCUUGUGCAGCUACGAUGAUGCCAAGUUUGUCAAGUCCAACAAGGAGUUGGCCAAGCCCUUCAAAGAGCACUAUGAGGGCAAAUCGUAUGCUUUAAAUAUUAAGCAUGUCUGUGAGAAUAAUAUCAUACACUUGCGACCUGUUAUGCCGCUCUUCAAGGAGGAGCGCAGCGCUUACAUUUGCGGCUACCCCGUUUUGGUCAGCAGCUUUCAGGCAUUGGUGGUUUACAUAGCCAAAUCCUACCGCAUCUUUGUGCAACCCAGCUCUGUGGAGCCAGCGAUGAAGAAGUUGCUUGAUGAUAUGUAUGCCUAUUACUCCAAGAAAGGCAAGCAACUGCGUAAGUUCGAGAAGGAUCAAGUUUGUGCCGCACUCAGCAGCGAUGGUAACUGGUACCGGGCGCGCAUUCUAGCCAAGGAGGCCAGAAGUGCACGCAUGGAUGUGCUGUAUAUUGACUACGGCAACACGGAGCAGCUGCCGCGUGAACAGCUCAAGCAGCUGGAGGAGAAAUUCUAUGUUAAUAAAAGCUGCUAUGCAGUUGAGGUUAAUUUGCCCUUUGGACGCAUCAACAACGAUGAGCAGCUGAAAGCUCGUCUGGCUAAGCUAUUGGAAGAGCAAGUGGUCACUGUGAAGCCCGUUGAGACGCGACGCAAUCAUCUGAUUGCCGAUGUGCUGCUGCCCAAUGGAAGUGACAGCGUGCUGGAGACUUUGAAGGCAGAAAAGCUCAUUGCCGGCAGGGAUAUUGAUUAUAUGCGCAAGCAGCUGGACAAGGAGAAACCACACAUAUACGAGUACAUUGAAUGCGUAGACCUAACCACCGAUGAUGAUGAGGAAUUGCAGCAGCGCAAAAGCAAAUCCAACUCGGCGAACAGCUCACCCAAGGCCAAGAAGGAGCCGAAAGAGCCUAAGGAAUCAAAUAAGCGCAAUAAGCAAGUGGAGCAGGCAGCACCAGUAGCUGCUGCUGCUCCUGUUCCAGCUGCUUCCAAAGCUGAAGUGAAGACAAUAGAACCAACGCCUAUAGCAACUGUUCCAGAGCCAGUGGAAGCAGUGGAGCCGCCAACAGCUCCGGUAAGCGAGGAAAUUGCGCCCGCAGUCACUCCUCCACCCAUCACUAUAGUUCCCAUAACCACACCGACACCCACACCUGAUCCGUACAAAGACAUGGAAAGAGCCGUGCUGAGUCACUGCGAUAAUCCUGCUCAUUUCUAUGUGCAUCCCCUAGAUGCGGUGCCCAAACUUAAGCGUCUGACAGAAAAUCUGCAAAUUGUUUCCCCAUCGUUGCCGCAACUUUUGGAAAUAGUAAACGGCGCCGAUUGCAUAUCGAUGUACUCCAUGGACAAGUCCUGGUAUCGCGCCAAAAUACUCGAUGCCGAGCUGAUGGUGCUGCAGUUUAUAGAUUUUGGCAACACCGAUUGCGUCUCGGACGCCAAAGAGAUUAAGCAAAGCAUGUGCUCACAAUUGGAACCCUUCUGUUUGCCCUUCGCGCUGCCCAUUGCGCCCAAUGGCAAACUGGACUGGGCAGAUGCAGCCAAUGGCAUAUUUAACGAUUCCUACGAGAAGAUCCUGCACUAUGAAUACUUAACGCAAGGUGACUGCUACACGCUCAGCUACGUCAACUUGUUUAUCGAAGGCAUCGACGUGGCCAAGAAACUUGUCAGCGAUGGCUUUGCCAAGCCUCUGGACUAUGUCAGCAGCGGCAGUAGCUGCUACAUCUCGCACGUGAACAGCAUCGCUGACUUCUAUAUACAGCUGGAAUGCGACUCCAAGGCACUGGAGCUAAUCGAACUAUAUCUGGGCGAUGCCGAGCAGCAGUUGGAGCCGCUGCAGCGUUUCGAGAAGGGCAGCAUUGUGGCAGCUCUCUUCGACGAUGAUGGACUCUUCUAUCGCGCCGAGCUGUUGCGUCAGCUGCCCGAUGCACGCUACGAGGUUCGAUUUAUUGAUUAUGGCAACACUUCCUCCACAUCCAAGUGCCUGUUGCUGUCGGAGCAAAUUGCCAGUGCGCCUAGUUUGUCGAAGCGCUGCGCUCUGCAGCUACCGGAAGAUUAUGUGGGCUGGUCCCAGGAGGCGGAAGCCAAGUUUGCCGAGCUUACGGGCGAGGGUGAGCUGGUUUUCACCACACAGCUGCUGAAACCGGGACUUGAGAAUAUCAUCAUACACCUGAUGCUGGAUGAGGAUAACGUAUUGGAUCAAUUGUUGCCGCUGUGCAAGCGCAAGCAGCCCAAGCCGCAGGAGCAACCCCAGAUUGACGAAAAAUCCGAGACCGAGUCGGGCUCAGCCAACGUCAUGGCCAUUGUCACCCAUGUGAAUAGCCCCUCGAGCUUCUACUUACAAUUCGAGGCGGACAACGUAUACGUAGACAACACCAGCGAGCUGCUGAACGGUGAGAGUUCCAAACUGCAGCCCAAGCAACAAGUUGCCCAAGUGGGCGAGCUGUGCGUGGCGCAGUUUGCCGAUGACAACGAGUUCUACCGCGCGCGCAUCCUGGAACAGCUGCCGGCCAAGCAGUUGCUGCAGUAUCGCGUUCUCUUCAUAGACUUUGGCAAUCAGGCACUGGUCGACAAGCUAUUUGAGUUGCCCGCGGAGCUGGCGCAGCUGAAGCCUCUAGCGGAGCUGCAUGCACUGGAAUCCUGUGCCAACUUUAUCAAAUAUCCCAAGGAGUCGCGCGAGGCGCUGGACGCGCUCAUCGACAGCUGCAACGGCGAGGUGGCCGUGGAGUUUGUCAACAAGUCGGCGCAACCACCGGUGGUCCGGCUAAAGACCAUGGAUAAACAAGCUCUAAACAUACACGAGCAGCUCCAAAAGCUGCUGGAGGCGGAACUGCUGAAGCCCCAGGCGCAGGCGAACAACAAAGAGUGCAUCAUUUCGCACGGCAGCUCACCCAAGAGUUUCUAUGUGCAGCUCAAGAAGAACUCCGCUCAGCUAGAUCUCAUUGUCAAGACGCUUCAGGGCGUGUCCAGUGAGCAGCUGCAGCCGCUGACAAGUCCCGCCGAGCAACUGAAUGGCGUGUGCUAUUCCCAAGAGGACGAUUGCUACUAUCGCUGCUGCAUCAAGCAGUUGCUGGCCGAGGACAAGGGCUGUGAGGUGUUUCUCAUUGAUUACGGCGGCAGCCUGAUCACUUCACAGGUGUAUCUGCUGCCCGAUCUAAUUUGGCAGAUACCGCCGCUGGCGCUGCACUGCCAGCUAAGCGAGAUACCACAGGAUGUGCCCGAGGCCAAGCUGGAGGAGGCUUUCACAGCGCUGCUGGAGCAGCAUUUUGGCGAGGUCUACGAGCUGGUCAACGAGCCUAAUGAGGACACAAAGGAGCUGCAGGCUGUGCAGCUGCGCAUCAACUACAAGGACUUUGCUCAGGAGCUGGCCAGCACUGUGGCUGGCGUGCAGCAGCCGCUCGAGGUGGAGCUGUACAAUUGCAUUGUGGUGCAGUACGACAAUGCGAAAUCUUUCUAUGUGCAAAUGGAACAGGAUGUGCCGGCUCUGGAGCAAAUGACCGACAAAAUGCUCGAUGCCGAGCAAAACUUUGAAAUAUUUACGGAGCUGCAGGUGGGCGCACUGUGCGUGGCCAAAUUCCCCGAGGAUGAGGUCUUCUAUCGUGCCGAGAUAGUCAAGCUGCUGGACGCUGGCAAGUGCGAGGUGCACUUUAUAGAUUUUGGCAACAAUGCGGUGACCGAUCAGUUCCGCCAGCUGCCCGAGGAGCUGGCCAAGGCGCCGCGCUACAGCAAACACUGCGAACUGGAGAGCGCCACCAUAGCCAAGUGCGAUGUGGCCGCUCUGGGCGCAUUCAUCGAUACGCGCUUCUCCGAGACAUUCCAGCUGGAGAUACUGGCCACAAAGGAGGAGCGCAACACGCACGUCGUGCGUCUAUUCUACCAGAAUACAAACAUAAGCGAGCAGCUGCGUCUGCAGAACCAGCCAUAGAUGAUCCUCACGUGGAACGAAUCCCCAAAACACAUCCGUCAAGCAAGCCGUCAGCAAAGUCAAUUGAGAGGCAUACGAAAUGUUUGGAGAUGCUAUAAGCACCCAUACACACACACACUUACACACUCUUUAUAUACACACACACACACUCAAGCAUAUUUGCAAUAUGAAUGCAAAAGAUUGUGAUUAGUUUUGGCUAAAAUAUCCGUUGUAUUACCUAAUUUAGUUGGAACAAGUUAAACUUAUUCAAACAACAGAAUUUUGAAAGCUCUUGAUUUUGUGGCUAUAUGCUUAUAGCCUGAAGCUUCAUUGAUUUUUCAUGGAAAACCAAACUGGAAGCUCAUUUAUAAUUUUCUUAUUAAUUAAUUAUAAAAAGAAAAGAAAAAACAAACAAAAAAAA
Messenger RNA from Drosophila novamexicana, 8747 nucleotides. RefSeq names its product maternal protein tudor (gene tud). The coding region runs from base 536 to 8347 and encodes 2603 amino acids. The transcript is spliced from 9 exons. The record is from RefSeq and is a predicted model, not a curated record. Gene Ontology annotation, biological process: spermatogenesis. Lineage: Eukaryota; Metazoa; Arthropoda; Insecta; Diptera; Drosophilidae.